This is a messenger RNA of Heterocephalus glaber (naked mole-rat), 5117 nucleotides long. The record is from RefSeq and is a predicted model, not a curated record. NCBI's taxonomy places the organism in Eukaryota, Metazoa, Chordata, Mammalia, Rodentia, Bathyergidae.
CCUUCCUGCCCCAGGCGCUGGGGAGCAGAGUCCGCUCCUCCACAGGACCAGGGCUCGGCGUCUGUCUAGGCCCACAGCUGCCCUUCCCGGAAUUGCUCCCCACCCACAGCACAGCAGGCUGGGGCUUUCCUGCUGCAGAGGACCCCUGGGGCAGCACCCCCAGCCCAGGGAGAAGAGAGGGGGCAGCUGGCUGUCAGCACUACCACUGUGCAACUGCGGUGACCUCUUCAGGGCAUCAGAGUGGCGGCCUCCCGCUGCAGUGGAGUCUGGACCCCGGGCACCUGCAGGGGACCAGGAGCUCCACAUUUCCUUUGCGGUGAUAUACUGCCCACAGGCAGGCUGAUCUCUUUAACAACAGACAAAGCCCUGAAGGAGACCAGGGAACUCCUGCACCUCGGGCUGCUGCCUCAGGAUGAAUGCAGGUCUUGUGAUGUCUGCUCCCAAAGUCCUGGUGGGAGGUGCAGCUUUUGCCCUAGUUGUGCUCUAUAAAGGGAUAAUUUCUGCUUCCGGAGCCGGAGCUAACACUGGACUAUUCCUCAUCACGAAUGGACUAGCCCAAAGGACAUCAUUUGGAUGAAGAAUUCAAAUCACCCAGUAUAUUGAAAGGUGUAAAUACUAGGAAAAAUUCGACAACUAUAUAACUGAGGAUGCUGAAUGAGCAAGCAAGACAUUUUCCUGAGUAACAUAAAACUGACUGAAAGACCACCCAUAAUUGAUGUGCAGGUGGCUGUUAAUGUAUUUUUGCUGCACCAGGCCAUGGGAAAUAAAAAUAAUGCCACUGUGUUUAUUCUCCUGGGACUUUCUCAAAAUAAGGAGAUUGAAGCCCUCUGCUUUGUACUAUUUUUGUUUUGUUACAUUGCUCUCUGGAUGCAAAAUAUGCUCAUAAUAAUUUCUAUCACAUGCACACAGCUAAUUGACCAACCCAUGUAUUUCUUCCUCAAUUAUCUCUCACUCUCUGACCUUUGCUAUACAUCCACGGUGACACCCAAGCUAAUGAGUGACUUACUGGCAGAAAGGAAAAUUAUUUCCUACAGUAACUGCAUGCUACAGCUCUUCAUCAUUCACUUCCUUGGAGGCAUCGAGAUCUUCAUCCUCAUGGGGAUGGCCUAUGACCGCUAUGUGGCCAUCUGCAGGCCACUGCACUACACUGUAAUCAUGAGCAGGCACAGGUGUAACCGGAUCAUCAUAGCCUGUUGUUCUGGGGGAUUUCUGCACUCUGCCAGUCAGUCCCUCCUCACCAUCUUCCUACCAUUCUGUGGGCCCAAUGAGAUAGACCACUACUUCUGUGAUGUGUACCCUUUGCUGAAAUUGGCCUGCAAGGACACACGCAAUGUUGGUCUCCUGGUGGUUGUUAAUUCAGGCCUGAUUGCAUUGAUGACAUUCAUGAUUUUGAUGGUGUCUUACGUCCUGAUAUUGUGCACCAUUAGGGUGUACCCAGCUGAGAGCCGUUCCAAGGCGCUCUCAACUUGUGGCUGUCACAUCACGGUGGUAGUGCUGUUCUUCGUGCCUGUGCUCUUCAUUUACAUUAGACCAAACAGAACAUUUCCUGCAGACAAAGUGUUUGCUCUUUUCUAUACCAUCAUUGCUCCCAUGUUCAACCCUCUGAUCUACACAUUAAGAAAUGUGGAAAUGAAGGAUGCCAUCAGAAAAAUAUAUGGUCACCAAAAUUGUUUGGGAAGGAAGGAAGUACUGUGUAAGCCAAUUUAGAAUUUUAUUUUAUGGCUCAAUACUAGGUCUAAGAAUUAAAAUGGAAUGAUAUGAAAACAAGAUUACAGAUAGGUAGGAUGAAAAACUUACAAUGUUCUGUUGCACAGUGGAUGACUGCAGUUAAUUUACUGCAUAGUUAAAAAGAGCUAGAAGAGAGGAUUUUGAAUGUUCCUAUCACAAAGAAAGGAUAAAAGUUUGAGGUGAUGGUUAUGAUAAUUAUUCUGAUUCCAUCAUUACACAUUGUACAUGUGUAAUUUAGUCUCACACUCUGUGCAUAAAUAUAUACAAUUAGCAAACAUCAAUUUGUUUAAAGCAUAUACUGCACAUGCCAGAGCCAGCCACCCUCCAAAGUUGAGUCUUUCUAGCAUUUGCUCACACCUCUCCUAAGUGGGUGUUAGCUUUUAUUUUCAUGUUUGUCCUUUCUGGAUUUUCACAUGCUUGCUCACAUUCUCCUUAAUUCUUUAUUUUGAAUGUUACUUAAUUAGUUCAUCUGGUGUUUUGCUUUCCAAUCUAAGUCUGACUUGUUGCUUUUUUGACAUAAACUAGUAGAAAGCCAUAUGGUGAAGUGCAUUAUGCACUUCUGCUCCCAGGAUUUCUGAGAAUACAGAAAACUGAUUUUUCAACUGAUGGUAAGAGAUGAGUGGCGAUUUCAAUUCCUUUCCCUUCUAGCCUUUAUAAACAAUAAUUUAUAUAUACAGCACUUAAAUCUACCUUAACAUAAAGAUUUUUACUUUUCAACUGAAAAAGUUCCUUCUACAAAGACAGUCUCAUUUUAUUCCUCCCCUAAAUGAAUACUACAUCCUAAACCUUCUGGACAAUGUUAAUUUCAGUGCAAGUAUUUCUUCUAGCCCAAGUUCUGAUCUUUCCUGGAUAUUAUAUAACCAAAGAAUUAUAAAAUAUAAGAAAGGAGAAAAUUAAGUGUAGAUAUCUCAAAAAAUGCACAGAUAUGAAAAUGCACAUUGGUACAGCCAUCUUUUCUGACAUCGAUCUUGAGAUUUUAAGGUACCAUCCACGCGUAUAUUUUUGAGCACUUCCCUGGGCCUUCCUAUGCCCUUUCUCUGUGAGCACAUCUCUGCUGUCUCUUUUGUGUGUCCAGACUUUCUCUUUACAUAAUACAUCCAGUCAGAUUAGAUGAAGUCCAUCCAAACAGACUCAUCUAAAGUUGAUUGUCUCUUUAAAGACCCAUUCUCUAGGACAUAUUCUGAGAUACAGAAAUGGGGAAGGCCUUCAACAUAUGAUUUUGGAGGGAAUGGACAUACAGGGUAGAAUGAGUGAGCAUGGAGUGAGCAGGCCUGCCCACCACCAUGGCUCCUUCCUUGUGAAAUACGCUCCGCAAGCAGGCUCAGUGCCGAGUGAGGUAACAUCAUGAUGAAUAGGACAGUCAUAAGGCCAUGGGUUGUUGGGAGAAAUAAAGCAAAUCUAAUUCUAUGAAAGUGUCUUUUUCUCUGUGGAAAAUUCUAUCCCUUUCAUGCUGGGAGAUUUCCAUGGGGUCACCCUGCAAUCCCAGGGCUGAGCAGUCUCCCUGUGGACGAAUGCAUGGUGGAUACUUGAUGUUGGAGACAGGUAGUAGUUUCCAAACCUGCUCACAAUAGUAUUUCCCAUUUCACUGAUAUUCUUUCUUAUUUAUUCAUUUUUAAAAUUGUGUGUGUGUGUGUGUGUGUGUGUGUGUGUGUGUAGUAUUAGAGACUGAAACUAGGGCCUUCAUAUUGAGCUACUUCCUCAGCCAUUUCUUUAUUUAUUGUUUAUAUACUUUUGAGACCGAGUCUCGAUAAGUCACUAAUUUGCCCAGGCAGGGUUCAUACUUGUGACCUUCCUGCCUCAGUCUCCCGGAGCACUGGCCUGUAGGUGUGUACCUCCAUACCAAGUUCCACAUGCUGUUCUUGCACUGUGACAUUGGCACUAUGCUCAUAAAUUGGUGAGGUGUUUGGUCCCCUCCCUGAAGCUUGGGGGGACUUUUAUGACUCCAUCAAGCAAUAUGAUACAGUAGAUGGAAAUUUGUUGACUUUCUCAGUGAGAUAUUUUAAAAACAUGUUCGUUUUCCUUGUUUCUGUGGAGGUCUUCAUGCAUGAAAUCUAUCUUUCUUGGUCCAUACAAAGCUAAACACUGGGGCCAUAAGUAGAAGCUAAAUCUGGGUUUUUCUGGUCCACAAGUGAGCUGAGCUUCCAACCCAAAUCCACAAUCACUCACCAGACUGUGAGUCUGUUUCACCUGCUGACUAGUGAGCUGCCAUCAGCCUUUGGAGUUUUCUCAGCUGAUGCUCUAGACAUGGGGGAGCAGAGACAUUGCUCCUCACUAGAUCCGAAUUCCUGGUACACAGAGCCACAUGCUUUCUGUGAUAGUAGCAGCUAGAUGAAUCUUGGGGGAGAAAAUUUCCAUAUCAUCCAGCCCUGACAAUAGCUCUGAUGCCUGCAACCAUGGCCAUUUUAUAACCACAUCAGUGAAUGAGAGUUGAGAAGAGAUCAGUGCUGCCAUCCACCAAACACAGAGUUUACCUACCAUCACAAAAUCUCUACAGAGGACAGCCUUGGAUGAGUAUUUGUAUGAUGUGAGAAUUUUUAUAUUUUGUCCAAAUUGUCUAUUCAUUUAAAUCUUUAUCAUGCCUUCAAAGACUCAGAACAUGCAAUGAAACUUUUAGCAAUUGCCAAGAAUUGGAAUAUGCGUCUAUGUCUUUAGUAAUCCCUUUGCUUAUACAAAGUAUACAAAGAUAACAAAUACACUGAUCAAAGCUGUGUUAACCGAGAUUUUCCUCAAACCCCAUAUUUUUUUCAGGACAUUUUUUUGGCCUUUAAUGUUAUAGCUUUCUAUUUUCAAGUGUUCAUGUAGAGCUAGAUGUAAAUCAACAUAAUUCAAAAUUUCCUCUCCAGUCAGCUCCACAUGAAGCCACAAGUAUUGACUGAGGGAUGAGAGUUUGGCAGGAAUCUCGUGGACAUUUCUUAAACCUAUCAGUUCAAAUCUCCAAGGUAUUGUUUCAUCUUGAUGAUGUAGCACUGCUAGCAACCCCACACUUAAUAGACAAUGCCAGGACUACAACAGUAAAUUCACAUUUGGUGCUUCUUGGUUUGCUGCUAGAGAUCAAUUAGAACUUAGUAUCACUUCAGGAGCAAUUUCUGCAAAGGGCAAUCGUUAUCUACAGAAGGAUGUAACGCUUUGCUCCAAUACUUUGUUUAUCACUGCUGUGAUUCUCCCAUUAAAGGUUUUGCUAAUGCUCCAUAGUACACACCUACUUGGAUUGCACACUACUUGGGUCUUCUGGAUUGUAAGACUCGCACAACAAAUAGGACUUGUUCACUGUUGGGAGCAAUGCUACAUAAUUCUAGGGAUAAAUCAUUUGGUUAGCCUAGUUCUCUUGCCUACAGCCCAGCUACAGAAUAACUCCAGUUUGGCCUCCGGUCACAACUGAGACUUCAGUG